AUUUAUUCAAGUACAUGAUGUAAGGUUUUAAAGUGAUAUUUAACAAUAAAAUAGUAUAUGUAAUUAUAUGAGAAAUAGUUUUAAAUGUGCUGUGACAGGAGGGUGAGGACAAACGCUCCGAAACAAAUGAGAAGAACAAGAGAACAAUUGUGACGUCAUCUAAGGACCGUUCUCCCUGACUGCACCAUCAAUACUGCAACACGUUAUCACUAGGCAGCGAAACUUUGGCGUGUUUCUCUUUGCGGUUAAGAACGUCAUAAGUUUCUAUGACACGACUAGGGAGAAUGAUGAAAUGGCACAGUAUAUUUGUGUUGAUAUCCUCAUGUUUAACGAUGGUUCUUCAUGUCGGAUUACUGAAUGCUAUUGGAACUUUCUUCACUGAUGUUAUGACAACAUUUAAUAGUUCACGCGCAGAAACGGCAGUAAUACAAUCCUCAGCGAUAGGUGUUUUUCUUUGUCUGGGUAUCUUCACUGGAGCGUUAAUCACCAAGUUUGGCUUGACGGUGGUAGGAAUGUUAGGUUCAUUUAUCGUUAGCGUAGGCUUGAUGGCGUGCUUCUUUGCAUCUUCCUUGACGUAUCUCAUUAUAUCAAUAGGCGUUGUAAGUGGACUUGGAGUCUUCUGUGUAUAUAUUUCAUCAGUAACAGCUAUAAGCCAGUACUUCUCAGGCAAAAAGCAGUCAUUUUAUUUGUCUAUACACGCUACAGGACCUGGAGUAGGAGGCAUGAUUUAUCCAUAUUUCAUAAGGUAUCUUAGCGACGUUUAUGGAUUCAGGGGUGCAUUACUUCUAAUUGGUGCGAUUUGUAUGAACACGGUACCUGCCUGCAUUUUAUGGAAACGGCACAACAAUACCAUCAAGCGUCAGAACGGUACAGAAUUUACAAACCAAAUCGACGAAUUUCAAACGCGCUUUAAAGAGAAAACGGAAGGCAGUGGUGACAUUAUUUUGAUAGAAAAGUUAAAAGAGACAGCAUCUGCAGAAACUUCCGAUUCCGUAUAUGUUAGCCAAUAUCCAGUAGUACAUGAUGAGAUGAAAACGAAAACUGUCAUUGUCCAGGCUGCUAGGGAAAAUCUAGCCGAUUCUAAUAAAAGUAAAGCGAGCAAAAAUAUCAAACAGACUCUAAGCAAUAAAGUUUUUAUGACUUUUGUAAUUGGAUUGACCAUUGUGUUUCCGUCUGUACUUUUGAUUGUUAUUUUCGUGGCUGAUAUAUAUCAAGACAAUGGGCUAUCCAGCGAUGAUGUGUCAUUGGGGUUGUUUUUGGUCAAUGUGACAAGUAUUAUUGGACGUUUACUUCCUGGAAUACUUUUGCAGUCUAAACGCGUUUCGCCAUUAAUAUUGCCUUUAAUUAAUGCCGUUUUUACUGCCGUUCUAAUAUUUGUCUUCGUUCUUGUCGAAUCGCGCUGGUUUCUAAUUGUGUUAACUUGUGCUGUUGGUAUACCGAUGGGAAUUGUUUCAUCUAUGAUAACUGUUGUAACCCUAAAACUUGUAGGCUCAGACACACUACCAACUGCCUUGGGAAUAUGUUUCACACUUAUUGGUAUUGGACAAGUGGUCUCGGGGCCAGUGAAUGGAUAUAUCAGAGAUGUAACCGGUUCUUAUACUGCAAUAUUCUACGCCGCAGCAGGAGUAAAUUUAGUGGCAGUUGUAUUGUUCUUUGUUGCAUACAUCAUGAGAAGAAAAGAGACACAAAACAUUAAAAAGCGUUCAUCAGUGUUCUACCUGACCAGCUUUUAAAAUGUCAAUGCUUGGGGUAUUUUUUCACAAUUAUUCUGGAUAAAUCGUACACAAAUAAGACGUUUCUUUAGAAUUCUAGAAUUAAUUUCAUACUUUUCCGUUCCCAGAAAAUUCCUCCAGUCAAGUGUAAACAAUGUAGGGAUUCGUCUGGGUAACUUUGACUUGUAUUGCUGUUUGACUGGAACGAGCAAUGGUUUGUACACAAUUACGUUAAUAUUUCUCAAUGGAUUUUUUGUCGCUGACCGUUCCAAGUCCGGUUGUUCUUUAUUUACAAAACUUUGUAAACACUGCUGCCGAUAUUUGCGUUUUGAAAAAAUUGAAUUCUUGACUCUCUCCUAUUGAAUUUUUGUCCUUUAAAUAAUUAUUAUACUAUCUUAAGUUAACUAUUUCAAAUCUUCAGGAUAAAUGACAUCUAGACGAGGGCGUGUAUUCACAAUUGAACAUACAUAUAUAUAUUUAAAACAACUCUCAUAUAAUAUGACCGCUAAAUAUUUGACUCAUGAGACUGCAAACUACAUUAAACAUGUAUUCAGAGGCGCAUAUAAUUAACAUACAGUGAUAUGACAAAAUAUACAUCAAAGGCUAAUGUCCGCCUUUUGGCGUAGUAACGUAUUUAUAUCCACACAUUAACUUUGAUGUCAGGUUUGUUUACAGCUGCU
Molecule: messenger RNA, 2392 nt
Organism: Mercenaria mercenaria
Lineage: Eukaryota; Metazoa; Mollusca; Bivalvia; Venerida; Veneridae
Product: monocarboxylate transporter 13-like
Exons: 7
Coding region: 267-1733 (488 amino acids)
Biological process (GO): transmembrane transport
Molecular function (GO): monocarboxylic acid transmembrane transporter activity
Source: RefSeq, a predicted model, not a curated record